Purpureocillium lilacinum is the source of this 795-nucleotide messenger RNA. RefSeq lists its product as uncharacterized. Gene Ontology annotation, cellular component: eukaryotic translation initiation factor 4F complex. Gene Ontology annotation, molecular function: RNA 7-methylguanosine cap binding; translation initiation factor activity. The record is from RefSeq and is a predicted model, not a curated record. NCBI's taxonomy places the organism in Eukaryota, Fungi, Ascomycota, Sordariomycetes, Hypocreales, Ophiocordycipitaceae. Gene Ontology annotation, biological process: translational initiation.
AUGUCGGCGCGACCGCAGCUCUUCACGCGCGGCCUCUCGGCCUUGUCGCAGAGCACAGAGGCCAACUCGCCCGCCGAGCAGCGCGACGACGCCAAGCGCAACUUUCUCAAGACGAUGCGGCCCCUGCCGACGCAGCACUACUGGAACGUCUACUUUGACAGGCAGCAGCAGCAGCAGCAGCAGCAGCCGCAGACGCAGUCCAGGGACCACCAGCAGCAGCAGCAGAAGCCCGACGACGGCGAGUACAAGGUGCAGCUCGAGCAGCUCGGCGGGCAGAUCGAGUCGGUGCAGGACUUUUGGCGCUACAACAACAACACCCCCGUCGAGCAGAUCAAGAUGCGCGAGAGCAUCUACCUCUUCAAGUCGGGGUUCCGCCCCGUCUGGGAGGACCGCCGGAACCGCGACGGCGGGAGCUGGACGUUUCGCGUGCCCAAGACGAUUGGCCCGGACUUCUGGACGCGGGUCCAGCUGCUGGCCAUAGGCGAGAAGCUGCAGAGCGCCCUCGCCGACGGCGACCAGCUCUGCGGCGUGGGCCUCUCGGUCCGCUUCAACUCGCACCUCAUCACCAUUUGGCACCGCGACUCGUCCAAGCAGGCCUCCAUCGACGGCAUGCUCGCCUGCGUCAUGGAAGAACUGCCUGCCGAGCUGCGCCCCAAGUCGGACAACUACUUUUACAAGCGCCACCGCGACCACGCGGGCUUCAAGGCGCCUCCGGACGCGCAACCCCCCGCGCCCGCAGCACCAGGGACGACGGCCGCGCCCGAAGUGACGGUCGAGCCGCCGUCGGCGCACUAG